Plutella xylostella (diamondback moth) is the source of this 834-nucleotide messenger RNA. RefSeq lists its product as uncharacterized. NCBI's taxonomy places the organism in Eukaryota, Metazoa, Arthropoda, Insecta, Lepidoptera, Plutellidae. The record is from RefSeq and is a predicted model, not a curated record.
CUCUUUAUAUGUCAAAUGUCAGAGAAGGUAGAAUAAUUUGAUAGGUUUAUUUUGUGUGAUUUUGCUAACAAUAAUAUUUACGUUAAAAUAUGACCAGAAGAAGAUUUAGAGCCAAUUUUAUGGUCAUCGUGACUUUCCUCGGUGCAGUGGUUCAAAGUUAUCCCAUCAGAGAGUUGAUCAGUAACAGCAAUACAAAUAAGAACACGAAUAACAAUUCCAACAACAAAUGGUUGCGGAGAGACGAGGUGCGCCUGCCCAACGGCACAGUAGUCGGCAAGUACAUGUACUACGACAAAGAUGGCGCUGCUGUGGAUGUUAAAUAUUACGCUGAUGAUGUCGGCUAUGGUAUUGAGCUGAAAAGCAUAAAAGUAUCCGGUGUACGGCCAGGUGAUGCUCCAGCGCUACCGACACCGCUCCCACCCGGCGCCCAGGCCAGCUACUUGAACCAACCCAACAGUGUCUUCCCAACCUUAGUGGAGAUACCUAAUCCAUACGACAUGCUCGGUUUUGAAAGUAUCUUCAACUCUACACAGUCUACUCCAGACACUCCUGAAGAAGAAGACAAAGAAAUUGGAUAUGAUAAAAGCAAAAGGGCCUUCUACAAAAAACAUGGACAUACACCUGAAUACGACGUGUAUGUUCAAAAGUCUCUGCCAGGCCACGAGAAAUAUAGCAAAGCCAAGGUUUACCAAAAUAAGAAUGAGAGAAAACGGCAUAUUAUGGCAAAGAAUCCUAAACAUUUCGAACCAGACUGCAAUUUAAUUUGAUAAGAUUUAUUUUGUAUUUUAAUGUACUUUAUUAGUCUAAAAUAUUAAUUAUAAUUUGUAACUGACA